Messenger RNA from Erigeron canadensis, 1374 nucleotides. Its product is annotated as 2-alkenal reductase (NADP(+)-dependent)-like. The record is from RefSeq and is a predicted model, not a curated record. The transcript has 5 exons. NCBI's taxonomy places the organism in Eukaryota, Viridiplantae, Streptophyta, Magnoliopsida, Asterales, Asteraceae. The coding region runs from base 160 to 1194 and encodes 344 amino acids. Gene Ontology annotation, molecular function: 2-alkenal reductase [NAD(P)H] activity.
AUGGUCAGAAAUACAGACAUACAUGUUUCACUUUGCAUCCAAUCCAUCAAAUUGCCUCUCAAUAAACUAUCAACAUCUUCAAUGGUUGAUGGUUAAACCUCACAUUAAUCCACUGGCCAUACAUCUUUGAAUUCCACUAGAACAGUUAUAUCACGAAAAAUGACAGAAGAAGUAAACAACAAACAGAUACUUUUUAAAGAUUACGUUAAUGGUUUCCCAAAAGAAUCUGACAUGCUACUUAGUACUUCCUCCACCAUUAGCCUCAAGCUUCCACAUGGUUCUAAUGGCGUUCUUCUCGUAAAGAACCUUUAUCUUUCGUGUGAUCCUUACAUGCGUAUCCGGAUGAACAACACUGCAGGUGGUGACACUGAUUCUUUUACUCCUGGUUCGCCUAUAAUUGGGUUAGGAGUAGCUAAAGUCCUUGAUUCUGGGCAUUCAAACUUCAAGAACGGUGACUUAGUCUGGGGAAUGACUGGAUGGGAACAAUAUAGCAUCAUAAAUGAUCCUGAGAAUCUAUUCAAGAUUGAACAUACCGAUGUGCCUCUUUCCUAUUAUACAGGAAUCCUUGGUAUGCCUGGCAUAACAGCUUAUGCCGGGUUUUAUGAGAUUUGUGCUCCAAAGGAAGGGGAGUAUGUCUUUGUUUCAGCAGCUUCAGGUGCAGUUGGUCAGCUUGUUGGACAAUUCGCAAAGUUGUCAGGAUGCUAUGUUGUAGGGAGUGCUGGUACAAAAGAGAAGGUUGAUAUGUUAAAGAAUAAAUUUGGAUUCGAUGAGGCUUUUAACUACAAGGAAGAGCAAGAUCUUGAUGCAGCUCUGAAGAGGUAUUUUCCUGACGGAAUUGAUAUCUACUUUGAAAAUGUUGGGGGAAAGAUGUUGGAAGCAGUAAUUUUGAAUAUGAGAUUACAUGGUCGGAUUGCAGUUUGUGGGAUGAUCUCACAGUACAACGGCCAAGGGGAUGGGGUGCAAAACCUGUUUCUCUUAGUACCAAAGAGUAUUCGGAUGCAAGGGUUCGGUGUGAAUCAUUUCUAUCACUUGUAUCCAAAGUAUUUGGAUAUGAUUAUACCCCUUAUCAAAAAUGGAACAAUAAGUUACGUCGAAGAUAUUGUAGAGGGGAUAGAACAUGCACCUGCGGCUUUGGUUGGGCUGUUUUCAGGCAAGAAUGUCGGGAAGCAAGUCGUGGUUGUUGCCCAUGAAUGAGGAGUCCACAUCUCUUUAGCCAGUAUCUUUGCAUCCUAUCCUUAUUUCCCUAUUACUCCAUGACCAUACGUAUUUGGAGUAUAUAAUGCCUAAAGAGGUGUAUGUAACUAUGAUGAAUGAUGAGAUUGCAUGAAAUUAGUUAAUGUAAGCAAGUAAUCAGCAUAUCCAUACUUUUUGCCA